AUGUCUGCCAACAUCGUGAAUGCGACAGGGAUAGAAUGCCUCAUACAGCAGCGCUAUCCCGGCACCUCUCGCGAUGAAGCCUAUGUCAGACUCUUCGAUGACCUGAAGCCUCUUAUGAAUCCUGCUGCGGUAGGAUGGCACAACUUCAUACAAGCCCUUGCAAUUCUCCUCAACAAGCCAGUUUAUAGUCUCGCUGAAUCUGCAGGUCGUACAGCCCAGCGCAUCCUUGGAGCCGUUUCUCAGAACACUUCGGAGACGUCCCAGCCCGUCAGAAAUAAACCAAAUGACAUCUCGGAUCAGACGAUGAUACAGAUACUCCGCAAUCUCGCAGCGGCUGCCGGGGAUCUUCCAGAAGUGGUAUCAAGUACCGGUUCCGAUGGCAGUGAAGAGUACAAGAUUCAACACAGCUCCGAUGGGUACGUAGCUGGAAUCCACCAGGAUAAUCAAAGCCAACAGGUCAUUAACAAAACAAUAAACAGCUUCUCUAGAGGCGGACCCCGAGUGUUCAGAGUCUUCAAUAACUCCUUCAAUGCUGGGCGUGAAUUUACCGCCGUCUUUGCUACCUGUGCUCUGUCGACUACGGCCCUUACUAUACAGACAAAAGCGAAGGAGUUACGGGCCAUCGGAUUAAACCCCAAGGACAUUCCUGAUGAGACAAGCUAUCAGGCGACACCAAUGGUCCAGGGCUGGAAGUUCCACGGCUUCGGAUAUUUCAUCUACAAGUUCGUCGACAAUGAAACUAAGACUGUUGGCGGAGGAAAGGCCGAUGGACGUCAUGCCUUUUAUGUCUUCAAUCCGACAACCAGUGCCAACGAAGAGUUCAGGACACAGGUCCAAAAGAGGCCCUUACAAGCCUCAUUUGGCGGGAUGUGCUCCGAUCUCGAGGCUGUUUUCCUUCUUAUGUGGCAAAACCGUCGGUCGCUUCGAAAGAGAGACCCGGAAAAUGCAGAUAACGUGAUAUUCCACUUGCUGGUUCCGGCAAAGAGGACUUUCGCUAUUGCAGAGAGAAUGACCAUCGAUGAUGGAGUGGGGAAGCUGAUAAUUAAAGGGCAUACGGACGAAGGUGCCUGCUAUGCGUGGUUCAAUUUUGUAUCAUUGCCACAGCAAGUGGUACUACAUGAUGUCGGAAACCUUAACAGAGACUCUGCCGAUCUCGACAGAUCAUGGAAACGUGAGAAGAGUGCGCCAUACUUUGCUUGGCUGUGUUUUGCAUCGUUGGCAGUGACAUUGAAGUAUGGCGUACUGGAUGAACUGCGAUGGAGUUACCGAUCUCCUCCUCGUACUCUCGGUCCUCCGUGAGAGGUUCGUCGAGAAAGAAACAAAGAUUGAUAUGUAGUGACUUAGCGAGAAACUGAGAUGUGGUAGUUGCUUGGCUCCCUUUCGAAGAAAUUGACCGUUCUGAGAAAAUUGUUCUGGUAGUCAUCGUAGAGGUAGCCGAGGGGACUUCACAUAAUGCUAAAAGUAUACUCGAGUGGACCCACGAUUAUUAACAGCACCACCAAGGUCCU
Molecule: messenger RNA, 1508 nt
Organism: Aspergillus piperis CBS 112811
Lineage: Eukaryota; Fungi; Ascomycota; Eurotiomycetes; Eurotiales; Aspergillaceae
Exons: 2
Coding region: 1-1299 (432 amino acids)
Source: RefSeq, a predicted model, not a curated record